Messenger RNA from Cokeromyces recurvatus, 1638 nucleotides. Its product is annotated as kinase-like domain-containing protein. Bases 1 to 1638 code for a protein of 545 amino acids. Lineage: Eukaryota; Fungi; Mucoromycota; Mucoromycetes; Mucorales; Mucoraceae. The record is from RefSeq and is a predicted model, not a curated record. Gene Ontology annotation, molecular function: ATP binding; protein serine/threonine kinase activity. Gene Ontology annotation, biological process: intracellular signal transduction; protein phosphorylation. The transcript is spliced from 3 exons.
AUGAUGCAACAUCUUGUAAAUCAAAGAUAUGAUAUUAUAACAACACCAGAGAGAUCUUUACCUUCUAGUCCAACACUUUCACCUGCUGUAGUAACUCCUACAAUAGCUACAAGUGAAAGAAAAUCAUGGGAUCCUUCCGCUAUAGAUUUAUCUGAACUGUCUAAACUAUUAGCAGCAAAUAAUAAUAAUAAUAAACCAGCUAGACCCCAAAAUAAACCAAGGCCUCGUUCUCAAUUAUUUCAAUCUUCUAAACCUCCUUCUCCUACACUUUCUACUUGUUCUGCUGAACCUACCUUUGCUCAACAAAGAAGACCUAAUUUAUCAUCAAAUAGAAGACCUGCAAGUACUUGUUCAACUCCUUCACAAUUCAUCUUUAAAAAACCUGAAUAUGAUGAACAAUAUUUAAAAACUCAUUUUCAUAGACAACAACAACAAAAGGAUUUAUUUUUAGCUUGGUCUGAUUUACGUAGAUUUUUUGUUAAUACUCAACAACAACAACAACAACAGCAGCAGCAGCAGCAGCAACACCAACAACAACAACAACAACAAGAAAUAUCACCUACAACAUCACAACAUUCACAAGAAUCAGAUACAUUUGCUAAUCAAUUUAAACAAGAUAUAGGAGGAAAAUAUGGGACAUGGGGUAAAUAUAUUGGAAAAGGUGCUGGUGGAUCAGUUCGUCUUAUACGACGUUCGUCUGAUCAAAAGACAUUCGCUGUUAAACAGUUUCGAAAACGUUUUCCACAUGAAUCUGAAAAAGAUUAUAUAAAAAAGGUAACAGCUGAGUUCUGUAUUGGUUCUACUUUACAUCAUCCAAAUAUUAUUGAAACAUUGGAUAUCAUUCAAGAAGGUGCUCAAUUCUUUGAAAUCAUGGAAUAUGCCCCAAACGACUUAUUUAAUGUGGUAAUGAGUGGAAUGAUGUCAAGAGAAGAGAUUGCUUGUUGUUGGAGACAACUAUUAAAUGGUGUAGAAUAUUUACAAUCAAUGGGUAUUGCACAUCGUGAUAUAAAGUUAGAUAAUUUAGUAUUAGAUCAUCUUGGAAUAUUAAAGAUUAUUGACUUUGGUUGUUCAACUGUUUACAAAUACCCAUUUGAAAAUAGCAUUACUUUAACAAAAGGUGUUUAUGGUUCAGAUCCUUAUAUUGCUCCAGAACAAUAUAUUCAACCUGCUUAUGAUCCACGCCUUUCAGAUAUUUGGUCUUGUGGUAUUGUCUUUAUCUGCAUGACAAUUCGUCGUUUCCCCUGGAGAAUCCCACGUUUAACGGACCCAUCUUUUAAAGCUUACGCUACUAACCAACAUCAACAACAAUUUAGGCUUCUUAAAUUGCUACCACGUGAAUCAAGGCCUGUGUUAGCUGGUAUUUUAGAGAUUGACCCUAAACGAAGAUAUAAUUUAGAAACUAUAUUGGCUGAUAAAUGGGUUCAAUCCAUUGAUGUUUGUGGUGUACAUGAAGCAGGUAAACAGCAUGUUCAUCAUGUAAUGUCACCUUCUUCUGGAGGACGUGAUAAUUUGGUAAAUAUCACUCAGGAACCACCUGGUGUUGUAGCUGAAAAAGAAAAGAAGAAAAAGAGAAUGAGUCGUUCAUCAAUUAUACCAAACAAUAAUAAUGUCUAUGUUAAUAAGAACUCUUCUGCUUAA